CUGGUGUGAAGGUGGUGACAGGUGGGCAUCAUGUGGUGGAAGUCAUUGUCCUGCAGGCUGUUGGUUAGAUUUCUGAACCACGGUGUCGUCGCUUCGAGCAAACCGCUGCCAGGGAGAAAUGCUGCGGCCGCCGCGCAGGUACGGAGCUCAGCGAGGGGCUACUACAACACCGGGAGGGCCGCGGAGCCCGGACCGGGCAGUGCGGCCCACGUACGGGUCGUGGACCUCCGCAGCGACACGGUGACGAAGCCCGGUCCGGCGAUGAGACGGGCCAUGGCGGAGGCCGAGGUGGGAGAUGACGUGAUGGGAGAAGACCCGACAGUCAACGAGCUGCAGAAGAUGACAGCUGAUCUGUUUGGGAUGGAGGCUGCCCUGUUCGUCCCCUCUGGAACCAUGGGUAAUCUCAUCGCAGUGAUGGUGCACUGCAGGGAGCGAGGUGACGAGAUGAUUGUGGGCGAUCGGUGCCACAUACACAUCUAUGAGCAAGGAAGCAGCGCACAGCUGGCUGGUGUCCACUCCACCACAGUGACCACCCUCCCUGAUGGGACAUUUGACCUGGAUCAGCUGGAGUCAAAGAUCCGUCACGGGUAUCCAGACCCCCACUACCCCCGCUCACGCCUCAUAUGUUUGGAGAACACACACAACAUUCAGGGAGGACGAGUGCUGCCUCUGCCCUUCCUAAAGGAGGUCCGUGCUUUAGCAGAUCAACACGGUCUGUCAGUUCACAUGGACGGAGCCAGAGUGAUGAACGCUGCCGUGGCCCAAGGUGUUCCUCCAUCCACCAUCCUGCAGCACACACACACCGUCAGCGCGUGCCUCUCCAAGGGUUUAGGUACUCCUGUGGGUAGCAUGCUGGCUGGACCUAAGGACUUUAUAGCUCGAGCAAUACGGUGCCGUAAAGCCCUGGGUGGAGGCAUGAGGCAGUCUGGUAUACUAGCAGCAGCUGGAAAACUGGCUUUGCAGGAUAUGGUGGAAAGGCUGGUGGAGGAUCACCACAAUGCAAAAACCUUUGCUCAAGCUCUGCUCGACUGCCAGUCUCCUCUGUUUUCUGUGGACAUGGCUGCAGUGGAGACAAACAUCCUGCGUUUCCGUCUGCCAGAUCCCAGAUUAGGUCCUCAUGAGUUCUGUGCCCGCAUGGCUCAGGUUGGCGAGGGAGAGGAGGCCGCACUGGGGCAGGGGAUACAAGUUCUCAUGUUCCCUUAUUUUGAAAACUCCGUACGGGCUGUGUGGCAUCAUGGGAUAUCAGCCGAAGAUACCCAGCUCGCCAUCCAGAAAAUGCAAUUUGUGGCCUCUCAGCACUUGAAAGAAAAAGUCAGGGCCCAGUGAAACGUGAUACAGCCAGUGAUGUGAAGAGUAAUUAUGACAAAGGAUCUUUGAAGAUUUCACGAUUCACUGUUUAAAAACUGUUUUUUAUUCUACUGCAGCCGUUCCUAUCAAAUUUUAUUGAUAUAACUUUAGAUACUCUAAGUAAUCUAGAAGAAGGCUGAAGGAUGUCAGACAUUAAGCAAACACAACAAGAGGCACUUUGGAUGCUGACCUCAGAAUCAGCAUUAUACAUUAAAUGUAAUAAACCAUUAUCUCUCGUU
Stegastes partitus (bicolor damselfish) is the source of this 1586-nucleotide messenger RNA. RefSeq names its product threonine aldolase 1 (gene tha1). The transcript has 7 exons. Gene Ontology annotation, cellular component: cytosol. Lineage: Eukaryota; Metazoa; Chordata; Actinopteri; Pomacentridae. Bases 31 to 1326 code for a protein of 431 amino acids. The record is from RefSeq and is a predicted model, not a curated record. Gene Ontology annotation, biological process: L-threonine catabolic process; glycine biosynthetic process. Gene Ontology annotation, molecular function: L-allo-threonine aldolase activity.